UAUUAUAGUAUUCUUAUUUUUUGCAUAAAUAGUUCUACAUUUUUACAAACCAAAAUUUAAGGAAUAUGUUGUAUAGAAGAAGCAAGCCUUUUCAUAUGUUUAAUACAUAAAUUCAUAGUUGUUGUUAUGCGCUGAGAGGAAUUCAAAAUAAGUAAAAUGAGUUUUUUUUUUUAAUUUUGUCUUUCACAUGACUCUUGUUUUAGUCGGAUAUUUGUAAAUUUGCAACAACUGUUUUCUUUUUGUUCCACUUUUAGAUUCGUGAUCAUGAAUACAAGCAAUUUUCGUGAAAAUUUCGUCUUAAUUAUUUUUUUUUCUUCAGGCAUUAAACAAAAUACCCUGACAUUUUGAAUUUUUCUUAAGCUUAUUCAUUUUAUCGAUAAAUAUAAAAAUUUCCUUUUUAUAUUUGUAAACAAUUUCUAAUUUGUUUUUGUGUUCGCUUUGUAAAAAAAAAAAAAACAACAUUGAAGAUACCUAUCAAGGAAAUGGCUGCUGCUUUAAUUCCCCUGCUCUUCCUAACGAUUUUUUGGGGCAUUAUUGGCAUAGUUAUACCUCUGCUGAUACCUAAGGGUCCCAAUAGGGGUCUUAUACGCUGCAUUUUAGUGCUAACUGCUGCAAGUUGUUGGCUAUUUUGGUUUUGUUGUUACAUGUCACAAAUCAAUCCAUUGGUGGGUCCAAUGCUACCUCAAAAAGCCGUGUUUAUGAUAGCUAAGAAGUGGGGUUAUAAAAUGGAGUAAAGGAAAUUUUAUGAUAAAUUUUACAUUUUCAUAAUGCCAAAUUGUAAAGAGUACUUACGGUGGAUCUAUAAAACUAUUUCUUUAUAUUUAU
Messenger RNA from Glossina fuscipes, 825 nucleotides. Its product is annotated as V-type proton ATPase subunit e-like. The record is from RefSeq and is a predicted model, not a curated record. Gene Ontology annotation, molecular function: proton-transporting ATPase activity, rotational mechanism. NCBI's taxonomy places the organism in Eukaryota, Metazoa, Arthropoda, Insecta, Diptera, Glossinidae. The coding region runs from base 483 to 734 and encodes 83 amino acids. Gene Ontology annotation, cellular component: proton-transporting V-type ATPase, V0 domain; plasma membrane proton-transporting V-type ATPase complex. Gene Ontology annotation, biological process: proton transmembrane transport. The transcript has a single exon.